ACACGCUCGCGCGUCGGACGUGCUGGAUUUGACCGGUGCCUCUCGCUCGAGCUCGUGCGUGGCACGCGGUCCUUCCACGAUGCUUUUGAAAGAUGCGGCAAAUGCUUGCGAAUGUUGCAGAAAACGGCUAGAGGGCUGCUUGUCUUGCUGUUCAUAGUCUUGGAGUGGACCCGGCCGGGCCUACCAUCCCCACUGAGGCCAAUCUGUGACCUGAGGGUUUUGAAUCACUUCAUUAAGGAAGCACGGGACACAGAAGUGGCUAUGAACUCGUGUAGAGAAGGAUGCAGCCUGUCAGAGUCUGUCACAGUCCCAGAGACCAAGGUUGACUUUGAUGUCUGGGAGAAGAAAAAUUCAUUGGAGCAAGUCCAGGAAGUCCAGUCUGGCUUAUGGCUUCUACAGCAGGCCUUCGGCUUGCUCCAGUCCUCAGUCACAAACUCCGAGCUGCACAGCCACAUAGAAAACUCCAUCAGAAACCUGCUCAGCAUCAACGUUGUGAUGCGUAGCCUCAACAUACAGGAAUAUACCCCACCAGCAAGUGCAGCAGAGCUUGAGGGAACGUGGAUGGUGUCCUCAGCAGCGGAGCUACUUCAAGUUCAUGUUAAUUUCCUGCGGGGCAAAGUGCGCCUCCUCCUUUUGGAUGCACAAGCCUGUCAGCAAGAUGUCAGCUGAUCAGCAGCUGUUUUCACUCCAGGCAAAGCUAAUGUGUGUUGCCAAAAGAAAGACAAGGGGCCUAACACUGCUGACCUGCAGGCUGGCCGCUGGAAAGCACUGUGUACAGAGAAAGGUACAGCCAUCCUCAUGUCUGAGGGGAUCGGAAAGCAAAGGACUGUCCCACCCACGCUUUGGAUGGACAGGUGACUGCACCUUGGACAAUAUGUGACACAAGGAUUUGGUGAAGCACAAACUGACUAAAAUGAGGCCUGAGGGAAGCACUGCUCCAAUAGCUGUUCCACUGCACUCUCUGCACUUUGAGGAUGUACUUCUGUGUGUGUGUGUGUGUGUGUGUGUGUGAGUUCCAAUCUGCACGUAGUGUGUGUGUGUGUUUGUGUUUCCAGUUAGUCUGACCCCUACUCUCACCUUUUUUUGCGUGAAUGGUGGAAUGAAAUGCAGAGAAAAUAUUGAUUGCACCUGGAAAUUGCCAGACUGUGAGGUUGAGACAGACUUUCAUUUCCGAUACCACUGCAAAAAUGAAUGAGGCCUAAUUCAACAAGCCUUUGACUUCAACUAUGCAUUACAGAAACAUUAGCCUGUUCUUUUAGAGUAUUUUAAUAUAUUUUUAAAAGGUGUCACUACUAUUUAUAGAGGUUUUCUACUUUUAGUCUGUUUUUUACAGUUAGACCUAUUAAAUGUUAAUUUUCUGACAUUUACAAUCAUACGCUGCUGUUUCCAGUUUUAUAAAUAUUGUAUUCACCAAAACAGCUGUUAUAGUUCGACACUGCAUGUACCUUUUAAACAGCAGAACUAAACUAUCUGUAGACGUUAAUUUACAGUGAACUAGAAAGGACAAGGUCAGUGAGGUUGAGCGGAGGGCGUGUUACAUGAGAACUGUGAAGCUGUAUUGUCAUUACCUGUGUUUUUGUUGCAGCCUUUCCAACACUCAGCUGGUCUCAGCACAGUGAGAGCGAGACAGACUGGAACACACUGUUUUUACAAUUAUAUCCUGUGAGGCUUUAAUUGCAAAUAGUUUUCCAGAAUGUGGCGCUGCACUGUCUCCUCUUUCCCUCUGUUGUUCGUCAUCACGCAGCCGGCAGGCAAUCAGUUAGUCAAGGGAACUCGAGGAUUUCUGUAAAAAGGAAGCUCAACUAAUUCACACUAGUUAAGUGCUCUUCCUUGUUUCUUUCCGUAUUUUUAUAUCUUUUGCGCAAGAGCAAGACAUUAUUAAGGAUGUUUUUAAGGAUGUUUGUACAUUUUCUUUCCUGUUGUUUUGUAGUUUUGUCCCAUCACUGUAUAAUUUGCUAUUUAAAUACAAAAUAUUAUUCUUGUAUAAAGAAAGGAUAGAGGGAAACACAGCAGGAGGAAGUCUCUAAUUCAUUCAUUCACUCUUCCUAUUUAGGGUAGUGGAUUUGAACGACAUAGGUCCUACAGACAAUUAUUCGCAUCAUCGAGUUCAAAUAAUCGUGACUUCCAUGACUUUAUUCAAAUGCAGAAUUCAAAGAAAAAUGCAUUCUCAUGUUGAAAUCAAAACAUGGUCUACAACGGAAGGUUCACAAAGUCCAUUUUGAAGUAAACACCAUGAAUAAUAUUAAACAGUACUAAACAAAAGGUAAAUAGA
This is a messenger RNA of Betta splendens (Siamese fighting fish), 2272 nucleotides long. RefSeq names its product erythropoietin a (gene epoa). Bases 112 to 669 code for a protein of 185 amino acids. The record is from RefSeq and is a predicted model, not a curated record. Gene Ontology annotation, cellular component: extracellular region. The transcript has 5 exons. Lineage: Eukaryota; Metazoa; Chordata; Actinopteri; Anabantiformes; Osphronemidae. Gene Ontology annotation, molecular function: erythropoietin receptor binding; hormone activity; cytokine activity. Gene Ontology annotation, biological process: nucleate erythrocyte development.